GGAGCGCUGCAGAAGCGGGAGCACGGCGGAGCUUCGAGCCGUUGAGGGGAAAAGGGACGGGGGUUUCUCUGGGGGGGCCGAGCGGGUGGACGGUGGUCGGCGAGGAGCCGGCGCCGUGUCGCCGCGCGGCCAUGUCUAGCAGCGACGGCGCCGCGAGGAGGAGGCGGCGAGCCCAGCGCGGUCCGAGGCGCCCUCUGUGAGGAGGACCGGCUGACGGAGGCAGCUCCAUGUCGCCGGCCAGGGAUUAAGCCGGGCGGGCGGGCGGGCGGGAGACACCGAUCCCGGCGGGGCUGGCGAGGGAGCGGGGCGCGGCUGCCCCGUCGCUUCCUGGGCUCCUUGGGCGGACCCGAAGCCAGCCAUGGCUGACCGGAGCCCCCCGAAUUGCCACCUGAGGCUGGAGUGGGUCUAUGGCUACCGGGGUCACCAGUGCCGCAACAACCUUUACUACACGGCGGCCAAGGAGAUCGUGUAUUUCGUGGCGGGCGUCGGGGUGGUCUACAGUCCCCGGGAGCACCGGCAGAAAUUCUACCUGGGGCACCAGGACGACAUCAUCAGUCUUGCUUUGCAUCCUGAAAGAGUAUUGGUGGCAACAGGUCAAGUUGGGAAAGAGCCAUAUAUCUGCGUCUGGGACUCAUACACUGUGCAGACUGUAUCAGUAAUGAAAGAUGUUCACACACAUGGUAUAGCUUGCUUGGCAUUUGACUUAGAUGGGCAGCGUUUGGUUUCAGUAGGUUUGGAUUCAAAAAAUACCAUCUGUGUGUGGGACUGGAGAAAAGGAAAAAUGUUAUCUAUGGCUCCUGGUCAUACAGACAGGAUAUUUGAUAUUUCUUGGGACUUGUACCAACCAAACAAACUUGUCAGCUGUGGUGUAAAACACAUUAAGUUCUGGAGUUUAUGUGGCAAUUCAUUAACGCCGAAGCGUGGUGUUUUCGGUAAGACUGGUGAUCUCCAAACUAUAUUGUGCCUCGCCUGUGCAAGAGAUGAAGUAACAUAUUCUGGUGCACUUAACGGAGAUAUAUAUGUAUGGAAAGGAAUCAACCUUGUACGAACCAUACAAGGAGCACAUGCUGCAGGAAUUUUCAGCAUGAAUGCAUGCGAAGAAGGCUUUGCCACUGGUGGCAGGGAUGGUUGUGUUCGUCUCUGGGACUUAACUUUUAAACCAAUUACUGUGAUUGAUCUCAGGGAAACAGACCAGGGGUAUAAAGGCUUGUCUGUGAGAAGUGUUUGCUGGCGAGGAGAUCACAUUCUAGUUGGAACACAAGACAGUGAAAUUUUCGAGAUUGUGGUGCAUGAACGCAAUAAGCCUUUUCUUAUCAUGCAAGGGCACUGUGAAGGAGAACUUUGGGCGCUGGCAGUUCAUCCUACAAAACCAUUGGCCAUGACUGGAAGUGACGAUCGAUCAGUAAGAAUAUGGAGCCUUAUAGACCAUGCACUGAUUGCACGGUGCAAUAUGGAAGAACCCAUUCGUUGUGCAGCUGUUAGUACUGAUGGAAUUCAUCUUGCACUUGGAAUGAAAGAUGGUUCUUUCACAGUACUUCGAGUUAGAGAUAUGACAGAGGUUGUUCAUAUUAAAGAUAGAAAAGAAGCUAUACAUGAAUUAAAAUAUUCACCUGAUGGAAAUUUCCUUGCAGUUGGCUCCAAUGACAGCUCUGUUGAUAUUUAUGGUGUUGUUCAGCGGUACAAAAAGGUUGGAGAGUGUGCUGGAUCCACAAGUUUUAUCACUCACAUGGACUGGUCAUUGGACAGUAAAUAUUUGCAGACCAAUGAUGGCAGUGGGAGAAGACUAUUUUACAGGAUGCCCGGUGGAAAAGAAGUGGCAAAUAAAGAAGAGUUAAAAGGUAUCAAGUGGGCUUCAUGGACCUCAAUUUCGGGCCUUGAAGUGAAUGGAAUAUGGCCUAAAUAUUCAGAUAUCAAUGAUAUCAAUUCCGUAGAUGCAAAUUUUAUGGGCCAAGUUUUAGUUACUGCUGAUGACUAUGGAAUAGUAAAAUUGUUUCGGUAUCCUUGUUUAAGAAAAGGAGCAAAGUUUAAAAAAUACCUUGGUCAUUCAGCACAUGUGACAAAUGUCAGAUGGUCACAUGAUUAUCAGUGGGUUAUUUCUAUUGGUGGAGCAGAUCAUUCUGUUUUUCAGUGGAAAUUUGUUCCUGAAAGAAAACUGAAGGAUGCUCUUCAUAUAGCACCACAAGAAAGCCUGAUUGAUUCUAAUAGUGAGGAAUCAGAUUCUGAUCAGUCUGAUAUUCCAGAGCUGGACUCUGAAAUUGAGCAAGAGACCCAGCUCACAUACCGUCGACAGGUUUACAAAGAAGAUCUACCUCAGCUUAAAGAGCAAUGCAAAGAAAAACGGAAAACGGCAGCAUCAAAAAGAAGAGAACGGGCUCCAAUCAAUAGUGUAAGGUUGCACUUUGUUCAUGGUUACAGAGGCUAUGACUGUCGAAGUAAUUUAUUUUAUACCCAGACUGGAGAAAUUGUAUACCAUGUUGCAGCAGUAGGUGUGGUAUACAAUCGACAGCAAAACACACAACGCUUUUAUUUGGGUCAUGAUGAUGACAUUCUCUGUCUUGCUAUUCAUCCGUUAAAGGACUAUGUGGCAACAGGCCAGGUUGGUCGGGACAGCUCAAUUCAUAUUUGGGAUACCGAGACAAUCAAGCCACUAUCUGUUUUAAAGGGCUAUCACCAAUAUGGUGUUUGUGCUGUUGACUUUUCAGCGGAUGGCAAACGCCUAGCUUCGGUUGGAAUAGAUGACAAUCACACUAUUGCUCUUUGGGACUGGAGGAAAGGGGAGAAACUUUCAGCUGUAAGGGGGAGCAAAGAUAAGAUCUUUGUUGUUAAGGUUAACCCCUUCAUGCCUGAUAAACUUGUUACAGCUGGAAUAAAACACAUAAAGUUCUGGCGAAGAGCAGGAGGUGGACUCAUUGGGAAAAAGGGCUAUGUAGGCCCAAUGGGAAAGAUUGAUACAAUGAUGUGUGCUGUGUAUGGCUGGACAGAGGAGAUGUCUUUCUCUGGAACAUCUACUGGAGAUGUGUGUAUAUGGAGAGAUCUGUUCCUUAUUAAAACUGUGAAAGCACACGAUGGCCCAGUAUUCAGCAUGCACGCACUAGAAAAAGGAUUUGUCACUGGAGGCAAGGAUGGAGUAGUAGCUCUCUGGGACGAUACCUUUGAACGAUGCCUCAAAACAUAUGCCAUCAAAAGAGCUGCCUUGGCCCCUGGCUCCAAAGGUCUCCUUUUAGAAGAUAACCCUUCUAUACGUGCCAUAUCAUUGGGACAUGGUCAUAUUUUAGUGGGUACGAAGAAUGGUGAAAUACUGGAAGUAGAUAAAAGUGGUCCAAUAACUUUGCUGGUUCAGGGUCACAUGGAAGGAGAAGUUUGGGGCUUAGCUACCCAUCCUCAUUUACCUAUUUGUGCCACUGUGAGUGAUGAUAAAACCUUAAGAAUAUGGGAUCUUUCUCCAAGCCAUUGCAUGCUAGCUGUUAGAAAACUGAAGAAGGGCGGACGAUGUUGCUGUUUUUCUCCAGAUGGGAAGGCACUGGCAGUAGGUCUCAAUGAUGGAAGUUUUUUGAUGGUAAAUGCAGACACCCUGGAGGAUCUUGUUUCCUUUCAUCACAGAAAGGAUGUUGUUUCAGAGAUACGAUUUUCCCCUGGUGCUGGAAAAUACUUAGCUGUAGCAUCGUAUGACAGCUUUGUAGAUAUUUACAACGUAAUGAGCAGUAAGCGGGUUGGAAUUUGCAAGGGAUCUUCCAGCUACAUAACGCACAUGGAUUGGGAUGAAAGAGGCAAACUUUUACAAGUCAACACUGGUGCUAAGGAACAGUUAUUUUUUGAAGCUCCUCGAGGAAAAAAACAAACCAUUCCAAAUUCAGAGGCAGAAAAGAUUUCCUGGAUAUCAUGGACCAGUGUUUUAGGCUCCUGCUGUGAAGGAAUCUGGCCAAUAAUUGGAGAAGUCACGGAUGUAACUGCUUCAUGCCUCGCCAGUGAUGGUUCAGUCUUGGCAACAGGAGAUGAUUUUGGAUUUGUAAAACUCUUCCGAUACCCUGCCAAAGGAAAAUAUGGGAAAUUUAAGAGAUACGUGGCUCAUAGUACACAUGUAACAAAUGUUCGUUGGACUCAUGAUGACAGUUUACUGGUCAGUGUUGGAGGUGGAGACACAUCUUUAAUGCUGUGGACCCAUGAGAUGGAGGGCCAUCGAGAAAGCAGGCAAUGUGACAGUGAAGAAUCUGAUCUAGAUUCUGAGGAAGAUGGAGGAUAUGACAGUGACGUCACAAGAGAAAAUGAAUUUAUUUACACCAUCAAAGCCUUAUCAACCAACAUCAGACCAAUGUUUGGAAUCAAACCUCAUCUGCAGCAAAAAGAGCCUUCAGUAGAUGAGAGACAAGGGGUUGUAAGAGGUUCCAGACCACCAGUUAGUAGGGCUUUGCCUCAGCCUGAAAAACUUCAGACAAAUAAUGUUGGUAAAAAAAAGAGACCCAUAGAGGAUCUAAUGCUGGAGCUGGUGUUUGGAUACCGAGGCAGAGACUGCAGGAACAAUGUACACUAUUUGAAUGAUGGUGCUGAUAUAAUUUACCACACUGCAUCUGUUGGGAUCCUGUUCAAUGUGGCAACAGGCUCUCAGUCUUUUUAUCAAGAACAUACUGAUGAUAUUUUGUGCCUCACUAUAAAUCAGCAUCCCAAGUUUACCAACCUUGUGGCUACUGGCCAAGUAGGAGACUCAGCAGAUAUGUCAGCGACUGCACCUUGUAUUCAUGUGUGGGAUGCUAUGAACAAGCAGACAGUGUCUGUCCUGCGAUGCUACCAUUCGAAAGGAGUUUGUUCAGUCAGUUUUAGUGCCACUGGCAAGCUUCUUCUAUCUGUAGGGCUGGAUCCUGAACAUACGAUCACCAUUUGGAAGUGGCAGGAAGGUGCCAAAAUUGCCAGUAAACCUGGUCACAAUCAGCGUAUUUUUGUAGCAGAAUUCAGGCCUGACUCAGACACACAGUUUGUUUCAGUAGGAGUAAAACAUGUGAGGUUCUGGACCCUUGCUGGGAGAGCACUUCUCAGUAAGAAAGGACAGACAAGUUCAAUAGAAGAUGCACGAAUGCAGACCAUGUUGUCUGUUGCGUUUGGAGCUAAUAACUUGACAUUUACAGGUACCAUCAGUGGAGAUGUGUGUGUUUGGAAAGAACAUAUAUUGAAUCGAAUUGUGGCCAAAGCUCAUAAUGGGCCUGUGUUUGCAAUGUAUACAACACUGCGAGAUGGCUUAAUUGUCACAGGAGGCAAGGAAAGGCCAUCCAAAGAAGGAGGGGCUGUAAAACUAUGGGAUCAGGACCUGAGACGAUGUCGUGCCUUCAGAUUAGAGACUGGACAGAUAACUGAUUGUGUUCGCUCUGUAUGCAGAGGGAAAGGAAAAAUUCUUGUUGGGACAAGGAAUGCUGAAAUCAUAGAAGUUGGAGAGAAAAAUGCAGCAUGUAACAUACUAAUUAAUGGCCAUAUGGAUGGGCCUAUCUGGGGCCUGGCAACUCAUCCUUCUCGUGAUGUUUUCCUGUCUGCUGCAGAGGAUGGAACAGUCAGACUCUGGGAUAUUGCUGACAAAAAGAUGAUGAACAAAGUCAGCUUGGGCCACGCAGCGCGUACUGUGUCAUAUAGCCCAGAAGGAGACAUGGUGGCUAUUGGCAUGAACAAUGGAGAAUUUAUUAUCUUGUUAGUGAAUUCUCUGAAAAUAUGGGGGAAGAAAAGGGACAGAAGAUCAGCUAUUCAAGAUAUCAGGUUCAGCCCGGAUUCGCAUUACUUAGCAGUGGGUUCCAGUGAAAAUGCAGUGGAUUUUUAUGACCUGACAUUGGGACCUAGUCUUAACCGAGCCAGCUACUGCAAAGAUAUCCCUAGCUUUGUCAUUCAAAUGGACUUCUCUGCAGACAGCUGUUACCUUCAGGUGUCUACUGGGUCUUACAAAAGGCAGAUUUAUGAAGUGCCUUCUGGAAAGCAACUCCUGGAUCAAGCAGUGAUUGAUAGAAUAACAUGGGCCACUUGGACCAGCGUUCUGGGGGAUGAAGUUGUUGGGAUUUGGUCCAGACAUGCUGAGAAAGCUGACGUAAAUUGUGCCUGUGUUUCUCACUCGGGAAUCAGCCUUGUCACAGGCGACGACUUUGGCAUGGUCAAAUUGUUUGAUUUCCCUUGUCCGGAAAAAUUUGCAAAACAUAAAAGAUUUAUGGGUCAUUCAGCCCAUGUGACUAACAUUCGCUUUACAAGUGGAGAUAGAUACGUUGUCAGUGCUGGUGGCGAUGACUGCAGCUUAUUUGUUUGGAAAUGUGUCCAUAUGCCUCACUAAAAGACUUGGAGACCUUCCAAAGAGGACACUGCAUGAAACAAAGAGGCAUGAGUGCCCCAUGGUUGCAAUGAGACAUUCUCCUGUGCCCUGCAUGCUUCAAAGAUAUGGUGCUGAUAACAGACAGUCGUCUGCCUGAAUGACUAGAGUCUAUCGGAAGGAUGGACAGCUGCAAAUUUAUCCAGUCUAGUCACGUAUCUGAUAGCUUACAUCUGUUUCCCACUCACUGCCAGAUGCUGAAACACACGGAUGAGAGGAAGAAGUGAGUUUUAGCUGGAUGUACAAAUAAGAUCUCGGAUCUGUAAUCAAGAGACGUUCUUUCUGACCUAGUGCUGUACAAUGUGUUUACUUUCAGCAUGAAUGUUUUCAUUAGGUACUGGGGACUGAUUCUCACAAGAAUAGAAAACUCCUUAUUUUACUACUGAAAUGAAAACCACCUUGCCGCUCUUAAAAGUGUUUUUUUUUUUUUAAGUAGAUGAAAUAGAAAAUAUUUGACUGGUCCAGCAAAAGUUUUGUCUGGUUCAUCAAAAACAAGCAAACAAAACCCCAAGAGUGAAAUUUAUUUCUAGGACCUGCAGAAUUCUAUUUUUUUAAGGACUGGGUUGUUGUAAUCAUGUCUGGCGAAUGCUAGUAGGCAUAUAUGAAUCGCAUAAGCAUUACAUUAGUUCUGUGAGCAGAUUCUGAUUUUGCUCACAUUGUGAGUGCCUUGCCCACAACCUAAAAGUCUAACUCCAGUUUUUGCCUUGUGAAUAAAAAUGUUCUCAAUGGAAGAAAAAAUGGCUGUGUUUUCUUGCAGAGCUGUGCUGCUGGAAACACAGACUACAAGUUGAUUAUUUUUUUCGUAUUCAUAAGUCGAUGAAGCUUUGAGUUGUCACCAGAUGCAAAAACAUGAUUUCAUAGCAAUAGAAACGAUUGAUUUUAUUAUCACAGCAUCACUUGGAAGAUUCACAUGUCUUUUGGAAACUGAUUUUUCUACAAAUGGAUAAGACUAGUUGAAAAGGUUUUAAUCGUAUUCACUUGGUCAUAAGCUAGUUUAAACGUGCAGCCAUCUGCGUUGUGCAGCACGACCACUUGGCUUUUUUCUGAAAAAUCAUGUGGAUUAGAAUGCCAAAGUCGCCCAACAGAAUGCUUGGAAAGAGUGGGUGGAGAAAGCCACAUUUUUAUUAUUGUAGCCAUACUGAAUGAGAGCAUAGCCAAGUAAUUAAAUCUACAUCACAUUAACUUGAGUGUUCCCUAUGAUUCUUCUUUAGCACACAACUAUCUGUACUCUUCAACACAGUUGAUAUGACAGACUUUUUUUCCCAGCUAGUGUGAUUCCAUAGUAUGCCAGGUGUUUUCCCCAUCACAAAGAACAUGUGCAGUGAAGUGUUUGAUUAUAAGGGUGGGUUGCACAUGCAGUUUGUUUUCAUUUGUCCAUCCCGUUGGGACCAAUGCCAAAUGCUUCCAUCGAAGCCCUGUUCCUUCUUCCUUCGCAAACUUUCAACUAGAUCAGCAGUUAAUUGGUAGUUUGUAUUAUUUUCUGUCAACCGUUGCUUCAUACUGCUAAGUUUUUCUUUUCAUUCCACACACAUGAAUGGUGAUCUGAAAGUUUAUACUGAAGCAGAAAGAGCGAUCAAAAACACAGCAGUCACAGGAGGAAUAGUGUGUAGUGAGAACUGCAUUGGCUUUAGAUUGGUAAUAAAACCAACAGGCCACUAAAGGACAAACUGAGAUUGAUUCAAUGAACAAAAAUGUUUUCGACUAUCAUGUGAUGACAACCGAAUGAAACAGUUUUGUCAGAAAGGCCUAACUCACCACUAGAGACCAUGGCCUCUACUUUUGUGCAAGAAGGGCUAUUUUCUGGGCUAAACGAAGUUGGAAGAAAAUAGUUUUUUUGUUUUGCAGCUUCAUCCAUUUCUGUCUCUGUUACUAAUGCUGGAUCCAGAGUAAACCCUAGGCUCUUAACCAAGUCCUUUAAGCCCCAAUGAAGAUGGGAAGCAUAGUGUCCUUUAAGACUUCAGUUUUCCCAACCAGCAUUACUUAUGACUUGUUGGGGUGCACUUUCAGUUGAUUGCUCUUAGUUGUUUGAUCACAGUAGUGAGGUGAUGGCUCAAACCCUCUACUGCAUGACCCGGAGAUCUGGGUAUAGAGCUGGGUGUUGAUAGCAUAUUGAUGAUGACACCUGAUUCCCAGAAUUAUGAAUGAUUUCCCCUAGAGGUUUUAUAGAGAGACUGUGUGGAGAACAGAAUUAAAACCAGUUAAACUUUACACCAGAAAUACCUAAGAUGGCUACCUUCUUGAUGGCAUUCAACCAUUUAGAACAAUUGGCCAUGCUGGCAGGGGCUGAUGGGAAUUGUAGUCCAUGAACAUCUGGAGAGCUGCAGCUUGCAGACCCCUGAUUUAGGGCUCCUAAGGUUAAACCACUGGUUCCCUACAACCAGGGCGUUGUCUGGCUAUUAUUAUUUCCCAGAUCAGCAUGAGAAGCUGCCCUCUAUCCUUACAAAGGAUUCACAGACCUCUAAGAGUCACCAGACCUAUUUGAGAAAGGGUGGUGUAAGCUACAAUUUUUGAUCUGUGUAAAUCCAUGAAUAGUUUAGUUGCAUACGGACUUCCCUCAGCUUGGAUACAUAUCUACUUUUCAUCUAUUUGCGUGUUCCCUGUAUCUAGUUAUCAUGAAAAAAAAGUACUGAUUUGAACACUUUACGAUGUCCCAUAUUUCUCCUUAUGUGGGGGACGUAGGUUUUUCUGGUGAUCAUUCGGUAUGUGGAUUCAAGAUGUUUUGUCAUAUGAAUAUUUUUACAGGUUGAGGGAUCCUUAAUAGUUUCCUAAUAGAUUCUCCCGCAGCACAAGUUUUAAACUCUGGCUUUCAGAAGGCAGGGGCAGCAAGAAUCUAACCCCUAGCAGCCACAACCUACCAGUUUUACACAGUGACAGAAAUUGAACCUCCUUUGAUUGGUAGUUCCCACUAGUCUUUCGGCAAGAGCUCUCAAAACCUUAUACAAGCAUCCUAACAUUAAGAUUACAUUUUUGAGACUCUGUAAGCAUAGUAGCAGCGUUGACCAACUCAUACAGGCAGGUGGACCAAGUUGUGUAUGUAUGUGUGUGUGUGUGUGGGGGGGGGGGGAGAUUGGGAUGACCUGGGUGGGAAAUUAAAGUUUGUUACCGAGAUCUACAGCCCUUACAAACUGUGGAAUGCACAAUUUUCUAUAGUGCACAGACUGGGAGGCACAUGUUGAGAACUAGCUUGUCCAAUGCUUGCAUUUUUUCCUGGCAACUCUUGAUGCCUUCCAAGAACCGGUGAUUCUAGGUAACCAUUUGUGCUGAAAACAACUUGACUCCGCCCCAUACAUUAUUUGGCAACAUGGUGCACAUACUGAGGAUACAUUUUAGCUUGUGGGGAAAGUAACAGCAGCUAGUUUAGAAAUACCUGUCUUCACAGAUUCUUUAUCUUGAGCAUUAUAAUGUAUUAUUAAUCAACAUUAUUUUUCCCUAAUGAUAAGAUACAGAAAAUAUGUAAUAUAUUCCAUUAUUAAGAUUGCCCCAAAGAAGAAUCUGACAUGGAGCUCUAAUAAUGACUCCGGUGUCAGAAGGUCUGUAUAAAGUAAAGCAAGUGUAGAAUUUACCUUUCCAUCUAUGUCCGAUUCCUAGUUGCAAAAUUGUAGACUGCAGCAUAUCUGGCAAUUAGUGAAUGUUCUAAGAAUUCUGUGAACUGGUUCUUAACUGACAAAAGGUUGCAUGACAUCUUGCACAGACUAAGUGACUGGUUUCACUGGGUUUUUUUUAAAGCUUUGGUGCUGUCAAAUAAUAAUUUUCACACUUCUAAGCCUAUUUUUCUUUUACUGCAAAUAUUCUGGCAUGUUAUCAUGCCUUUAGGAUUUGGGGGGGCAGCUGCUGUAAUUUAAAUAAUCUACUGAUUAAAUGCAAAGCUUCAUCCAGCUACUGGGUUACAUUGCUUCUCCAAUGUAGUUCCUUGACAGGGUUAAAUUAAAUUUUUCAUUUGCAAGCAAGAUAACAUUUUAGGUUCACCUUUAUAUGAAUAUGAAUCUCCAUUUGGACAAAAAUGUCAUCCAGCUGCUUAUUGGAAACCCCAUCCUGCUCUGAACUGACGUGUCCUUCUGACCACAUGAACUGGACACUCACUGUGUGUUUUUUUCUAACCAGGGAAGAAAACAGCUCUGACAGCCGUCUCUGAAUAGUACUUUGGCUGUGAUACUUGACAGGUAGCGUUUGGCACAUUGAAUUACACAGGUUCAAAGGAAGGAAACUUAUAUUUUUAGGAGGGCCAAUUCUGAUUCACAGACAGGAUGCCAAGAAUGAGUAUUUUACACCUGACACUUGUUCAAGAUAAACAGGCCCAUUAAGAAUUUUGCGAGCAUGGCAUAUGUAGGACAGGCACUCACAACAUCUGGCUUCCCAUCAACUCCGGUUGUUUUACAGAGCAAUCCUAUGCAGUUACUUCAGUCUAUAGCCAUUCAUUUCAGCAGGCUUAGACUGGCAUGACCCUGCAUGCCCUGUUAAGAUUUAUUUACUUGAUUUGUCUCCCACCUUACUCCACAAUGGAGACCCAAAGUAGCUUACCACUUUCCCCUCUUCAUUUCAUCCUCGCAACAAGCUUGCGAGAUAGCUGGGGGCCUAAGAGAGCGACUGGCCCCGGCCAUCCAUCCAGCUUCUAGGGCAGAGUAGGAUUUGAACCAGUCUCCCAGAUCCAAGUCCAAUACUAUCACCACUAGACCACCCUUCCUCUGAGGGCACACGGGAGGUUCGACAGACCUGAUAUUUCUGUCUGGCUGUGCCUGGGAAAACAGAGCGGGGAAGGGGACUUGCCUUGCACCUGACAUGCCACAUGACAAGGGAGGUCGGCUGAAUUUGAUAUCAUGGUCCUGAUACCGAGUAAUGCCUCCAUCUGAAAAAAUACAUAUUAGAACAUAGACAAAAUCUACAUUGUUAGUAACAGAUUACAGGUUAUGUGGGUGAAGUGGGUUAUGUGGAUAGAGGCAGUGCACUUUCUAUUCUGCCUGUGAACUCUACAAAGCGUGACUACUCUAAUCUUCAGGGGGGCCUACCCACUUGGUCACUAUCAUGUACUCUGAACUAAGUCGGUAGAAUUUCCUUACGUGUAAAAAUGGUUUUGAUCCAAGAUAAGUAGCGCUGGAAGUCAAAUCAGAUUAGCAUGGGGAAUAACUGCUUGGUUUGUUGGGCCAGACUUUUUAUGACUUGAGUUGGGAACAAACUCUUCUCUUUGCCAGUUAACGUUCUAGUUAAAAUGCAUACUGGGCUGAAAACAGUAGAAAAAUGGGCACAAAUUUAAAGACAAGAUGCUGAAGCCAGCUUCCUGGCCUAGAAUCCAGACAGCCCAGCAAAAGAGCCAGUCGUUAACAUUGUGUGAUCCUCCUGGAGAUAAAAACAGCUUCUUUCUCUUGGAAAGCAUUUCUAUUAGAUAGUGAAAGGAGACUGCAAUUAGGAGACAUUAUGUCAAGACAGCUGAUUUUCAGAAGCCCACAAUGGUUAUAUCAAGGACUGCUUUCAUUAGCUGAAAACAGCAUUUUCUUAUUAUCCUUAAUAAAGGAAACGUCAUUCUUUUGCCUCUCAGUCUAUCUGUCUGUCUGAAUAUAUGAUUUCAUUCAGUUUACAAUUGUUGGUUUGCUUUCUGCAUCUCUGGAGUGUAUCAGACAAUCCUUACUUUAACCAAAAAAAAAAAAAUUAAAUCUUACAUCAGACAAGUCCAAAGGUGUAUUUUAAUUUGAUGCUGUAAUAAAAAUCUUGGGUUUCCAAUGUGUCCCCUUCGGGGUUUUCAUCAUAAAGAGCUAAUCCUUCUGAUCAUUCAGUCCUAUAGUUUGUUAUUUUAAAAGGUGUAUUGAUUAAGCCUUUUUUUGCAUUAAUUAAAUGUUUGUUUUUUUAAAAAAAAUAAAUAUGAACUGAACUUUUAAGUAUAUUAUCUGCAAAACUAAAGAUUUCAAGAUAAUUUCCUGGUGUAUUUAAAUUUCAGAAUUCAAUAUAUUUGUCAUGUCUGCAUUUGAAAUACCGAGAUAAUUUUGUUUUCUGAUAUUUAAUGUAAAUAUUUGUACAAAAUACUAUCUUUUGUAUAUUUUUGUGAAUGUAGUUCCCCAAAAGAUACAAAAGGUUUAAUAAAAAAGUGCAUUAAAA
Messenger RNA from Sphaerodactylus townsendi, 12412 nucleotides. It is a transcript of the gene EML5, whose product is annotated as EMAP like 5. Bases 359 to 6292 code for a protein of 1977 amino acids. Gene Ontology annotation, molecular function: microtubule binding. Lineage: Eukaryota; Metazoa; Chordata; Lepidosauria; Squamata; Sphaerodactylidae. The transcript is spliced from 44 exons. The record is from RefSeq and is a predicted model, not a curated record.